Oppiella nova is the source of this 2238-nucleotide messenger RNA. The record is from the annotation of a GenBank genome assembly. NCBI's taxonomy places the organism in Eukaryota, Metazoa, Arthropoda, Arachnida, Sarcoptiformes, Oppiidae.
AUGGCUUCAAAGACGAGUAAAAAGACUGCUGAAAACCAACGACUUUUAAAUGAGUUGUUGUUUGCAAACCAAUUGAAAACACUUUUAUUUGAAAUUCACACCAAAUAUGAGACAAUCAUCUCAUCCGAAGACAAACAGGCGUUCAAUGAGUUAUUGAAGACAAUGGAAGUCAAGACAUCUGAAGACAAUCACUCGAGUGAACCAACAAAUAGACAUAAAUUGAAGAAAUCUCAGUCUCUUCGUCCGCUGCAGGAAGUGAUCCGUACUUUGCACAAAUAUGGCGAAGACUCGGGUGAAAGUGGUGUCCAAAUCGAUCCAACUUUGGCCGCCAGAAGAAGUGUCAGAAAUCGUCAAAAACGUCAAUCACUUAACCACGAGUCAAAAGACAAGACACUGAGACUCUUGAGGCAGAGCUCAUCCGAGAGGGACAUGUGUUACGAUAUGAUCACAAAGUCAUACAUUUGUCCACAAAGUGAUUGUCAAAUGAGUUUCAAAACUGACAGCAAGUUUACCCAUCAUUUAAGGACAACUCAUACGGGGAUUACAUAUUCAUGUGAUUACGAGAACUGCGAGUAUGUCUGCGCCAACAAAAACAGCCUGAAGAGCCAUGUGGUGAGCCAUGAGAACCAAACCACUCAACACCACAGAGAUGUCCGCAAAGAGUUGGACAGCAAGUGCUACGACCCGAUCACCAAAUCUUACGUCUGUUGCCACGACGAGUGUCACAAGUCUUUCAAGAAUUACCGCAGAUUUCGGGCGCACUAUAUAUCGGUUCACACGAGUGCUAGUAUUUCGUGUGAUUAUAUCGGCUGUAAUCAUGUGUUCAAAACUAAUCACUCGAUGAGAAUCCACUACAAGACAUAUCACACUAAUGUUGUGCCCAUUAAAUGUGGUUACAAUGACUGCACGUAUGAAACGGUCCACAAGGCCUAUAUGCGACACCACAGGGAAAACCACUCGACGGCCACACCAUACGUGUGUGACUUCGAGGGCUGUCUAAAGGCAUUCAAGUCUAAAGUGGUUUUUAGGGCACACAUGCGGACCCAUAACCCGGAGCCCACCUAUAAGUGCUCAGUCGACGGGUGCGGACAAAAGUUUCACAAACAACACGAUGUAGUAAAGCAUCAGAAAUACUCGCAUAACAUAGUAAAACUCAAACCCAUGAAAUCAUGCGAGUGGCCCGGCUGUUGCUAUAAGGCCAGGACCAUGGAGUUGAUUAAGGACCACAGGCGCACCCAUACCGGCGAGAAGCCUUUCCAAUGCAAUUGGCCCGAGUGUGGCAAAUGGUUCCGCACUACAAAGACAUUGAGGGAACAUAGUCCCUUCAGUCCCCAUAUGAGAGGCAACCGUCACUUCUAUGAGGUUUUCAAUCAAUUGAUUCAAUGCGUGACCAAACGGGUGAAGAAGUUCAGUGACAAUCCAAUGGCCAAACAGACCAAAAUCACCGCAUUCUUCACCACAGUCUCAGAUAAUGGUAUCGAUUCAAGUGAUAGACAAUUGUCUCACAAACCAAACCACAAACUCAUUGCUCAACAAAGCGGACAAAAGCGGAAAGUGACACCAAAUGAAGAAGUGGUGAUCAAUGGUGUGAAGCGAGACACCGGUCGCACAAAGUUUGCCAGAAGUGGUCCAAAGAUAUGUCCAUUUUAUAAGAAGAUCCCAAACACCCGGUUCGUUGUGGACGCCUUCAGCUACGGCUCAGUACCGGGUAUUGAGAUCUACUUCUUAACGCACUUCCAUUCCGACCAUUACGUGGGUCUCAAGAACUCAUUCACUCAUGAGAUCUGUUGUUCGCCAAUCACUGCCUUAUUAGUGAGGAAUCACUUCAAAAGCGCUGUCUUUCGCGUGAAUGUCAUCGAAGUGAACGAAACGCGAGAAGUGUUGGGAACGAGAGUGACGUUUCUUGAGGCCAAUCACUGUCCCGGAGCUGUGGUUAUACUCUUUGAGUUGACCAAUGGUUACCGUUAUCUGCAUACCGGGGACUUCAGGGCCGACCACUCGUUCUUUGCAUACAAACAACUCAUUUGCCGACCAAUUGAUACUAUCUUUCUGGACACCACUUAUUGUGAUCCCAAAUACGACUUUUUGCCACAAAAAGACAUUCUAAAGACAAUUGUCUCCAUUUCUAUUUGCGGCACUUAUAGUAUCGGCAAAGAGAAUGUCUUCAUUGCGAUCGCUUCAGCCCUGAAUCUGAAGUCCCAUAUAGACAUCAAUCAAGAGUUCACGUAUUGGGCAUGA